AUGACCAAAAGUGUUCUUGUUAGAAAUGAAAUUCAGAAAAUUCAGCAUCAAACCGGUAUUAAUGAUUUAGAAUCAGACAAUUCACCAAAUUCAAUGAAAGUUUAUCCUUGCAUAAAUGGAUGUGGACGAACAUAUAAAUUACUUUCAUCACUUACGCGACAUUUAAAUUUGGAAUGUGGAAGAGAAAAAUUAUUUAAUUGCAACAAAUCACAAGCAUAUCGAUUCAAGUUAAAGGAUCAAUCAAAGGAUCAACAGCAAACACAUGACAUGAAUGAUUGCUUACUUGAAAGUGAAAACUUCCAAAUCACAAAAUCCGAAAACAACAAGUACCUUUUGCUGCCAGUGAAAAAACAGCCAACAGAGAAGAUCGUUUUGAAAGAAUGCGAAUUGGUUCCUGUGAAACGUCCACAAAUUAAAGUGACAUCAAAGAUUGAAAAGUCUGCAAAUGUAUCAAUUGUUCAAAAAGUGCCAGAAUCAUCUCAACAAUUACAACAACAAACUAUAGCGACGAUUGCUCCCGCAGCACCAAUAGAAUCUGAGAAGAAAAUUGUCAAGCCUAAUCAUCCACGAAUUAAAUACUCUCGUCAUAAGAAUCCAAUAAUCAUUCAAUCGUCAACACAAUACAAUCAAACUCAAUCACAACCAAUUAUUCAGCAACAGCCAGCAACUCAGUCUCUUGUUCACCCCGUUCGCACUCAAGUUUUAUCGGAUGGAAAGAAAAUAGAAUAUAUUAGUGUGACAACAGUCAAACCAGCGGAGCCAGUUUCGAAGCCAAUUAUUAUACCAGCUUCAAGCACUCAACAAUUUGUUAUACAAGCUGUUCCGUCUAGUGGAAAUCAGCAGAUAACAGAAUAUGAAGUUUCAGCCGCAGCAAAUACAAGCAAUCAAAGCAAUGACUUUCCCAAUGAGAUUAUUGACGAUUUAGAGUACGGUAUUGAUGACAUAGAAUUGCCUGAAGAUGUUCAAAUUCACUUUAGUGAUACAUAUAAAUCAGAGGAUACGGAAAAUGGCGAUGCAUCUGGAAGUAUAAAAAUUAAGAAAUAUUAUGCAACUGCAAGUGACAAUUCGAUGGCAAGUGAUGGAGAAGAAGCAGGACGUCAAUAUGAAUGUAGACAUUGUGGUAAACGAUAUCGAUGGAAAUCCACUCUUCGUCGUCAUGAGAAUGUCGAAUGUGGCGGAAAGGAAGCAAGUCAUCAGUGUCCAUAUUGCAACUACAAAGCAAAACAACGCGGAAACUUAGGCGUUCAUAUACGCAAGCAUCAUUUGGAUAAGCCACCAUUAGAAACCAGGCGAUCGAAGAAGUCACUUCAUGACUCACAGCAAUUAACACGCUUAAUGAUGCUUCAAUUAAUGCAGCAACAACAGCAGCAGCACCAACAACAUCAACAACAGGGAUCAGCAACACGUCAAUCAUCCCUUUCAUAUUCAUAUCCAUCUCUUGAUGAGAAAGCCAAAACAAAUUUCUACAAAUGUAGAAAGUGUGGUAAAUUUUACAAGACAAAAUAUAGUUGGAGAAGGCACGAGAAGAAGGAAUGUGGAGUUGCUCCUCAAUUUCAUUGCGAUAAAUGUGAAUUCAAGACAAAAUAUCGACAUAACUUGACUUCCCAUCAAAAAAUUCGUCAUCAAAUGGAAAUUUGCAAUAGUCAAAAGAAGAAACAGCCUAUCGAUUAUCAUGGAUCAGAUGGUGUUUCAAUUACGGCUGUUAGCAGCAGCAACAACAAUAAUAGAGAACUAAUAAUACAUCCCUCUUUCACUCAAACACAUUCAUUAAUCUCUCCAUCUGCUAAUAACAUUUUAAAUUUAAAUUCGAUCGAUAAUAAUGAUUCCAACAAAACUAAUAUAACGUCUUUCAAAACAGCCGAGGGAGGUUUAUGUAUCACAAAAAUUGCCGGUCUUACAUGGGAGCAAUGGAACGAAAGAUUAGCAAUGCCAUUAGUUACGACAUUACGUGAAGGUGCCCAUCCUUUAGUGUUCCCACGUGACCUAUGUGUGAGCACAAUGAAAACGGAACCGGCUCGUCCUGAUGUUGUAUGUUCACCAAGUGAUACAUCCAGUAACGGUGCUAAUGCAAAUAACUCAUCAAACAAUAGUGGAAAUGGAUCAAAUGCUCAGCAAGAAGGUGGAUUCGCUUGCCCCGAUUGUGGUCGUAUGUAUAAAUUAAAAUCCUCAUUGAGAAAUCAUCAAAAGUGGGAAUGCGGUAAAGAACCCCAAUUUCAAUGUCCAUAUUGUGUCUAUAGAGCUAAACAGAAAAUGCAUAUCGGUCGUCAUAUGGAACGAAUGCAUAAAGAGAAAUUCUUUAAAGUUAGCGGUGAUGGUAAAAUUAUUGCAUUAGAGGAAGCACUAAAUCAGAUUGUUCAAGCAUCUGGAUGUAAUGACUUUAAUGCAACUAUUUAGGAAAGAAUACAGAGAAAGAAAGAAAGAAAAAUGUUAUAUCGAAUUUUUUUAAUUUUAUGACAACUCAAAUUCCUGAUUGAAAAGCUAAUUAUGAAAGAAAAAAAUGUGAUAAAAAGCUCUAACGAAAUGAAAAAAAUAAUAUCUUUAUCCCUGAUAUGUGUGUGAAAAUAAGCAUUUCUUUUCAAUUUAAUUUUUUUUAUAUUUUCUUCCUUCUAUUGUAAAUCCUAUAGAAAAUCAUUUUAUUUAUUUAACUGUGCGUCAAGAGUUAGCAUUUUCCAACUAUAAAUAUAUAACAGACAUUAUAUGAAUAUGAAAAGAAGCUUUCAUCUUUCCAUUGAAAUGAAUCAAAAAAUUUUGUUUUGUAAUUUUCGAAAUUUUACGAGUUGAGGUCAUUAAAUUGGGGUUCUCUUUACGGAUUGGGGAGUUAAACUUUUGAUUGGUCUUGAAUGGUUGCUCAUGCUAGCCUUAUUUUCGCUUUGGGUUCGAAAGCUCUAGAAGAUUUUAAGAUUAAAUUUGGAUUUAAAAAUCUUAAUCCAUGAAUAAGGGCUGGAUUUAAAUUAAAGUUUAAAUCGUAAGACUAAUCAAUUGAAUCUUAGGAUUAAAACCUCAAGAAUUAAUGAAAGCCACCCCCAUUUUAGUGGAUCUGAUUCACAGAAUAAAUUAUAUAUCGUUUUGAUUAUAAAUAUAAUAUUAUUAAUGAAAAAAUGAAGCCAAAUCGGCAAAGGUGUCAUAUACUUCCACAUUAUAAAUUUGAAAGGAUGGAAGAAAUGUUUGUUUGUUUUUUAAAUUUACUUUAUGUUUUUUUUUAUAUUUUUUGAAAAUAACGAAAGAAAAAGAAAAUGAAGAAUCAUUCCAGAUUUACAUUUCAAAAAUCUUUUAAAGAAUCAUAUUUUUUAAUAAUUUUUAUAUUUUUUACAUAUAUAUUAAAUUUACUCAUUAUGCGUAUGGCAAAAUAGAAGUAAAACGAUGAACGUAAUUAGGAACUAAGUAUUUUUUGUUGACGAAUAAUAUCUAACACAUACAAAAAAUUAAUUAUGAAAACUAUUAACAUAAAAAUAGUCAAAAGUGAUUGAAACAGAUAAAAGACAUUUUUUAACAACAAACAAAAAAGACAAAGGACGAAAGGAUAAAUUUUUUUAAAAAGCAUAAAGCAUUUUACUAAAGAAAUUUUUUUUGAAGAUUUUAUGUUUAAGAAAUGAUAGAAGCUACCUCAUCUGAAAUCACAUAAAAAACAGAUUCACACACGAUUUAAGCGACAGAAAAGAAACGAGAUGAAUUUCCUGCAAUUUUUUUUUCAAAUCUAUCCUCAGCGCUCACACGAAUGAGUAUUAAGAAAAGAACACAUUGAUUUCUCAGUGAAUUGAAUGCAUUUUCGCAGUUAGAGUAAAAAAAGCUUUUUAAGAGAAAUUGUUACCGCAUUGAAAAAUGAAUUGAAAACUGAUUUGAAACACCUUUUCUUAUUUUUAAAAAAUUUAUCAACAAAUACCUCAAUUUCACGAUUAAAUCAUUUCAUUUAAAAGACAAAUUACAAAAAAAAACAUAUUGUGCCUUUAGUUUUUUUUAUUAAAUAUUGUGUAUAGAAAAAAAUUAUUAAGUUUCACAUGAAUAUUAUUUUUUUGUCUCUUUUCUCGUCUUCCAAAAAGUUAAAACAUUCCACAUAUGCUCCAAAUUUUGUUCACAUUCUACAAGAAAAUUUGAAAAAGUUUUGGCAUAAAAGUACAAAUUUUUGCACUUUGUUACAUUCUAAUUUUAAAAAAUAAUACUCGAUUUCUUUCCAUCUGAAAUACCUAUUUAGGGUUGAUUCUUGUUGAUAUGAAGGAUUGUGUUUAAUCUUUAAAUUCAAGGAUAAAGUUUUAAAAUAAACUCAAGAUUUCUUUAUUUUUGAAGAAAAACUGCACUAAACUAACCAUAACUUAUAAUAGAUCCAUAAAAACUUAACAAAAUAUCCUUAUGCAGGAUAAGUUUCCAAAAAAUUGCACAAAAAUUUCUUAAAUCUUGAAGUUAAGUCUUAGAUUUAAAUAAAUCUUGUGAUUAAGUCUUGAAUUUUAAGUUAAUUCGAUAACUUCUAUACGAGUCAUUUCUAUCUUGAAACUUUAAUUAUCAGCAACUAAACCUUUAAUUAGAGUUGAUUAAUUCAAAAUAAAAAUUCUCUUAAAUUUCAAACAAUUCCCCAACUAUUCAAUAGAAUCAACCCCAAAAAAAAAAUUCCUUCAAUCAUGUGAAACAUCUCUUGUUUAUUUUUAAACUAUAAGUAGAUUUAAUUAAUUAAAAAGACAAUGAAAGAAAGAAGAAAAUCCUGUCUUUUUCAUUUAAAUUAACAGCAAGAAAAAAAAUGAAGUUUCCAUUAAAGCAAUAGAAAUUAAGAUUUUGGUUGAUUACAAUCCAUGUGGGUGAUGGGAAAGUCCUUUCAUGUUGAUAUUUUACUGAUGACUUUGAAAAAAAAAAAGAUAUAAACCUUGUAAUUGGAUUAAGGGAUCAAAUAAUUUAAAAAAAAAACCAUGGAAUCAACAGCGCAAAACAUUGCACAUUAGUUUACAACUACUUGAAAAAUACUCAUACUUUCUAAUUAUUAAUUAAGCAUUUUUUCCUUCAUUUAUAAAACAAAAAAAAUACAAAUAAAUAAAAAAAAACUUGAAAAAAGACAUUUUGAGCUAGAUUAAUGGAUAGUAUAGAGAUAUACAUUCAAAAAAACUGUAAAAUUCCUUAUUCAUGUAAAACUGUUAAAAUUAGUAACUGAUUGUGUCUAGGUUGAAAUGAGAUAAAGCAACAACAAACAUGAUAUUUCAAGAAAUCUUUUAUAUUACAAAAAAAAUAAUCAAUAAAGUAAAAAUUUUGUUAUUUUGUAAUAAUUUUAAAUUAAAUCGUUCAUUUGUAAAGAAAUC
Messenger RNA from Chironomus riparius, 5276 nucleotides. NCBI's taxonomy places the organism in Eukaryota, Metazoa, Arthropoda, Insecta, Diptera, Chironomidae. The record is from the annotation of a GenBank genome assembly.